UGGGAGGCGAAUGGCCAAGGUCGUACGGGACUUCCUGAAGGCCCAGCAGGUGCAGGCGCCCGUGGAGCUCUACUCCGAUUGGCUCUCUGUGGGCCACGUGGAUGAGUUCCUGAGCUUUGUGCCCACCUCUGACCAAAAGGGCUUCCGGCUGCUCUUGGCGAGCCCCAGCGCUUGCCUCAGACUAUUCCAAGAGAAGAAAGAGGAGGGGUAUGGGGAGGCCGCCCAGUUUGAUGGGUUAAGUCACCAGGUGAAUAGAAGCAUUAAUGAGAUGCUGGCGGACCGUAGUCUCAGGAGGGACAGUCUCUAUGUACAGAAAUGCAUCGACUGGAACCGGGAGGUGCUGAAGCGGGAGCUGGGCCUGACCGAGCGGGACAUCGUGGACAUCCCCCAGCUCUUCUCCCUGAAGGGCUCCUAUGCAGAAGCCUUCUUCCCUGACAUGGUCAACAUGGUGGUCUUAGGCAAGUACCUGGGCAUCCCCAAGCCCUUCGGACCCAUCAUCAAUGGCCACUGCUGCCUGGAGGAGAAGGUGCGGUCCCUGCUGCAGCCGUUGGGCCUCCACUGUAUCUUCAUCGACGACUAUUUGUCCUACCACAAGCUGCUCGGGGAGAUCCACUGCGGCACCAAUGUGCGCCGGAAGCCCUUCUCCUUCAAGUGGUGGCACAUGGUGCCCUGAGCCUGCCUCCACCCGCCAUCCCCUCUUCCCACCUGCCAGGGAGCCCCGCCAGGGUGAGGGCGAGGAACCUCCACCCGGCCUCCAU
Leptonychotes weddellii (Weddell seal) is the source of this 758-nucleotide messenger RNA. The record is from RefSeq and is a predicted model, not a curated record. NCBI's taxonomy places the organism in Eukaryota, Metazoa, Chordata, Mammalia, Carnivora, Phocidae.